ACGCGCCUGCACAGAACACUUCCGGAGCUGCGGGGACGGCUCCGCCGGAAUAGGUAGCGCGGGCCCGACCCGCGUCCGCCCGCCGCCUCCGCUGCCGCCGCGCUCCAGUCAGACUCCUUUGGUCCGGCUUGACCUGGUCUGGCGGGCCUGGGCUCUGCGGCCGCGGGGCCGCGGCUCCCGAUGGAAAUCAUAUGAAACACUGUUUGAGUGAUACCUUCAGGAAAGAUCUUAAAAAAAUUGCAGAAGACAAAAACACUAAUGCAUUUGAGAAAGCGAUAAAGUUGGGGGGAGGGGAAAAAGCAACUGGUUUCCUGAUCUGCAAUUUGGCUGGAUGUUAAGAUGUCCGUGGACAUGAACAGCCAGGGGUCUGACAGCAAUGAAGAGGACUAUGACCCAAACUGUGAGGAAGAGGAAGAAGAGGAAGAGGACCCUGGGGACAUAGAGGACUACUAUGUGGGAGUAGCCAGUGAUGUGGAGCAGCAGGGGGCUGAUGCUUUUGAUCCCGAAGAGUACCAGUUCACUUGCUUGACCUAUAAGGAGUCUGAGGGUGCCCUUCAUGAGCAUAUGACCAGCUUAGCCUCUGUCUUAAAGGUGUCUCAUUCAGUUGCAAAACUUAUAUUAGUUAAUUUCCACUGGCAAGUCUCAGAGAUUCUGGACAGGUACAGGUCUAAUUCUGCUCAGUUGCUUGUUGAUUCUCGAGUUCAGCCUAAUCCAUCAAAACAUGUCCCCACAGCCCAUCCCCCUCACCACUGUGCAGUGUGUAUGCAGUUUGUGCGGAAGGAAAACCUGCUCUCUCUGGCCUGCCAACAUCAGUUUUGCCGAAGCUGCUGGGAGCAGCAUUGCUCAGUACUUGUCAAGGACGGUGUUGGUGUAGGAGUCUCAUGUAUGGCUCAGGAUUGUCCACUCCGAACACCAGAGGACUUUGUAUUUCCCUUGCUUCCCAAUGAAGAAUUAAGAGAUAAAUACAGGCGCUACCUCUUUAGGGACUAUGUGGAGAGUCAUUACCAGCUCCAGCUGUGCCCUGGUGCAGACUGCCCCAUGGUUAUUCGGGUACAGGAGCCCAGAGCUCGCCGAGUGCAGUGCAAUCGAUGCAACGAGGUCUUCUGUUUCAAGUGUCGACAGAUGUAUCACGCCCCCACAGACUGCGCCACAAUCCGGAAAUGGCUCACCAAGUGUGCAGAUGACUCUGAAACCGCUAACUACAUUAGUGCUCACACUAAAGACUGUCCCAAGUGCAACAUCUGUAUUGAGAAGAACGGAGGCUGCAAUCAUAUGCAAUGCUCCAAGUGUAAGCACGACUUCUGCUGGAUGUGUCUAGGAGAUUGGAAGACACAUGGCAGUGAGUACUAUGAGUGUAGUCGGUACAAGGAGAACCCCGACAUUGUCAACCAGAGCCAGCAAGCCCAGGCCAGGGAGGCCCUCAAGAAGUACUUGUUCUACUUUGAGAGGUGGGAAAAUCACAACAAAAGUUUGCAGCUAGAGGCACACACAUACCAUCAGAUUCAUGAGAAGAUUCAAGAGAGGGUUAUGAACAAUCUGGGAACGUGGAUUGACUGGCAGUACCUGCAGAAUGCUGCUAAGCUGUUGGCCAAGUGUCGAUACACCCUGCAAUACACCUAUCCAUAUGCGUACUACAUGGAGUCUGGUCCCAGGAAGAAGCUGUUUGAAUACCAGCAGGCUCAGCUGGAGGCUGAGAUUGAAAACCUUUCGUGGAAAGUUGAGCGUGCAGACAGCUAUGACAGAGGGGACUUGGAAAACCAAAUGCACAUAGCAGAGCAACGGAGAAGAACCCUGCUGAAGGAUUUUCACGACACCUAAGCAAGGCUGCGGAUGUGCCGGGGUAGGAAGAUGUAGCUGUGAGGCCUCCCAGCUACCGUACUGCAUGCUGCAGGCUCUGCCUUUCACGACCCCAGGCAACAGCCAGGGCCCCACUCCUGAGAGACACUGGCAACACACCUCUUAGUCAAUUUGUUUUCUCCUCAUCUUUUUGCUUUUUGUUUCUACCAGGGUAGAGGCCUUGGUGAACUGGUCUCUAGUAAGGACUCUUAAAUUCUCCCUGGAUGGUUGUUGGGAGGGAGGGAACUUUUUUUUUUCUGAAUGGCUAUUAAUAGUAUUAGAUCAUUACAACUUAUGUAAUUUUCAAAGGCUGUACGAUUACAAAGAAAAAAGGCAAACCAUAGGAUAACACAGAGCCCUUUUGAAAAUAAAUUGGCAUUGGAGUGUUUA
Molecule: messenger RNA, 2226 nt
Organism: Peromyscus maniculatus bairdii (prairie deer mouse)
Lineage: Eukaryota; Metazoa; Chordata; Mammalia; Rodentia; Cricetidae
Gene: Arih2
Product: ariadne RBR E3 ubiquitin protein ligase 2
Biological process (GO): protein ubiquitination
Molecular function (GO): zinc ion binding; ubiquitin-protein transferase activity
Source: RefSeq, a predicted model, not a curated record